AUGAAGGUCAAAAAAGACUCACAUCUGAGAAACACUGAUAGGCUUAUUGAAGCCUUUGUGCAAGCUCCACAUCAUGAACAGUUUAUGAACCUUCCACUGCAACAGUGCUCCACAAGGCCAAACUUGAUCAAAGCAAGCUACCCGACAUCAGUGAAGCAGAAGAAUGGCCAUCGUAUGAUAGUUGGAUCCCAACCCACUCUUACUUCUCAGUGUGGUCUGCGACUGAAAGCAAGGCUUAUCAAGUUGUCAUCCUGGACCAAGUGUCCAAGCAAGGAAGCAAGCUCAUCUUCUGUUGUGAACGCAAUACCGGCAGUGGGCCUCUUUGAAGCUGCCCGUCUGGCGUCACCCAUACUACCGCAAUAUCAUCCUAAGCAACUUAUUGUUCUGCUUAAUGCUGGUCGAAAUAGAUGUGUCAGAGCAAUUCUUCUUCAUGUCCUGACUGCGUUGAAGCAGCGGCAGAUAACAACACGAAAUCAACUUUCUCAUGCUACAUCCAUAAGAUUAUUAACGGUCGACGCUACCAACGGGAGAUCCAUAGAGGAUGGCGAGCAAGAGAAACGUCUUGAAGAAGAUUGUCCAGAGUAUUAUGAAAUAGAUGAAAUUCCGCCACUACCAUUGCAUUCCCUGUUCUCCGGUGACACUGAACAUCGCUUGGACUCCAAUGAAAAAGGCGAAUCAAUUAUGGGAGUCUUGGAUCGUUUUUUCCGAAAGGAUGGUUGCAUUUUGUAG
Messenger RNA from Cooperia oncophora, 729 nucleotides. Lineage: Eukaryota; Metazoa; Nematoda; Chromadorea; Rhabditida; Trichostrongylidae. The record is from the annotation of a GenBank genome assembly.